Messenger RNA from Arachis ipaensis, 1652 nucleotides. Lineage: Eukaryota; Viridiplantae; Streptophyta; Magnoliopsida; Fabales; Fabaceae. The record is from RefSeq and is a predicted model, not a curated record.
AAUACAUAUUUUGUUAUGAUACCAUUUAAUAGUCCAAAACAUUUUAGAACCAUCGAAUCCGGUUCCUACAAGUUGUACAUCACAAAAAUAAUGCAAAACAAGAAAGAUCUAUGGUUUUGGUCCAUUCUAUUCUCAUUUAUAUUAAGAAACUCUACUUCACUGGACAAUAUAACUCCUGUUCAAUCCAUCACUGAUGGAGAGACAUUAAUUUCGAGUGGAGGAACCUUUGAACUUGGCUUCUACAGCCCUGGAAAUUCAAAGGGCCGAUACUUGGGAAUCUGGUACCAUAACAUAUCCCCUCAGGUAGUGGUCUGGGUGGCUAAUAGAGAAAAACCGCUCAACAACACCUCCGGAGUUCUAAAACUCACCGGCGAAGGACUUGUUGUCCUUAUUAAUGGCAGCACCAACAGCAGCGUUGUAUGGUCCUCCAACAUGUCAAGCAAAGCAGGAGAAAAACGGAAUCCGAUUGCACAGCUCUUGGAAUCUGGAAAUCUUGUUGUCAAAGAUGGUGACCACUUUCUGUGGCAGAGCUUUGAUUAUCCUUGUGAUACAUUCGUGCCCGGAAUGAAGGUGGGAUGGGAUCUUGGGACAAGUCUAGAGAGGACUCUAUCAUCUUCAAAAAGUACAGAUGAUCCCGGCCGCGGAGACUACACAGUUAGAAUAGACCUUCGAGGCGAUCCGCAAAUAGUUCUAAUGCAUGGAAAUGCCACAACAAUUAGAGUAGGGCCAUGGAAUGGGCUAAUUUUUUCUGGAGCUACACUUUAUUUGCGCUAUAACCAAUUCUCAUCUCAAUUUGUUUUCAAUGAAAAAGAGGUGUUUGCUAGGUUCAGACCAGAAAAUACAUCCAAAUAUAUUAGAGGUGUAGUGUACCCUUGGGGAGGUGUUCAGGUUUUGCAUUGGUCAAUACAAACCAGAGGCUGGGAGACCCUUAUUUCUAUACCAGAAGCCGAAUGUGACAAGUAUGCUAUUUGUGGUGCAAAUUCUAUUUGCAGUACUACUCCUACUCCUGUCUGUUCAUGCCUUGAAGGAUUUGCACCAAAAUAUCCUGGAAAAUGGAAGGAAUCUGAUUGGUCUGAUGGUUGUGUUAGGAUCACUCCUUUAAGUUGCAGCAGAGAUGGAUUCAAGAAGGUCACCGGCAUAGUGUUGCCGGACACGUCUGCUUCUUGGUAUAACAGGACCAUGAACCUGCUGGAAUGCAAGGAAUUCUGUCUGAAAAAUUGUUCUUAUACGGCAUAUUCCGAUUUGGAUAUCCGUGAUGGAGGAAGCGGUUGCUUGAUCUGGUUUCAUGAUCUUGUUGACAAUAGACAAGGGUCACAUGACUUCUAUAUUCGAAUAGGGGUGACCCAAAAUUGUUUGUACCGUAUUGGAAGAUGAUGAGUGACAAGUGCAGCGUGGUGAUUGAAGGGUGGAAGUUCAUGAGCCAUGAGAGUGACGCCAGCAAUGUGUGCCAAUACAUGUUACCGGAACUGGGAGACGCCAUUAAAAGGAUACACAGUUUGGUUCAUAACGCUGCCAUUCAAGAUAAGCACAUCAUCGUGGGAACCGGUUCCACCCAGCUUUUCCAUGCUGCAUGGUUUGCCCUCUCCUCUUCGGAUUCCGUUCGCCCCAUUAACAUCGUUAGUGCUGCUCCCUUCUAUUCGGUGAGCUCUUGU